Theileria orientalis strain Shintoku is the source of this 528-nucleotide messenger RNA. RefSeq names its product subunit of proteaseome activator complex. Gene Ontology annotation, molecular function: endopeptidase activator activity. Gene Ontology annotation, biological process: positive regulation of endopeptidase activity; regulation of G1/S transition of mitotic cell cycle; regulation of proteasomal protein catabolic process. The transcript is spliced from 4 exons. Lineage: Eukaryota; Apicomplexa; Aconoidasida; Piroplasmida; Theileriidae. The coding region runs from base 1 to 528 and encodes 175 amino acids. Gene Ontology annotation, cellular component: nucleoplasm; cytoplasm; proteasome activator complex. The record is from RefSeq and is a predicted model, not a curated record.
AUGGAAAAAAAAUUAAAUGGAAUACCAGUGGAUAAAAUUGAUCCACUGGACCCACAAGUAAAAGAUAAAUAUCAAAUAUUUAAAGAAGAAAUCACUAAAUCAGCAUUGUUAUCACUGAGGGAAAGGAUUCCUCAAAAAAUACUAUAUUUUAAUAACAUACUGACUGAGUACUCUAAAUCAGGCCUACUCUUCAACUCGGACGAUUUAGAUAAAGAAUCAUACCAAAGUAUAAAUAACCACAGCCCAGAGAGUAAAAGAACAAAGAGAGCACACGAGGAGGCGAACCAAGUGUUGCCAUCACACAAACAAAUAUUCCUAGAACUAGAGCAAAUAAAGCUAGAAGCAUCGGAGUUAAUAGAAAUAAUCACUAACAUUAAGCUGUGGAUACAGCUUAACAUACCGAGAAUAGAGGACGGAAACAACUUCGGAGUGGGAAUACAGGAGGAGGUGAUACAGGAGUUGACGCGAGUGGAGGACACUGCGUUCAACCUCUACGACUCGAUAGUCAAGUACUACAUGGCGAGGUAA